AUGUCGAAGGCAUCCUUUAAAAUCACGCUGACUUCGGAUGUGCGGCUACUGUACAAAGUUUUCAGUACUCCUGAAAGUACACCUUUCACAGCAGUGCUGAAGUGUGCAGCUGAAGAAUUUAAAGUUCCUGCAGCUACAAGUGCUAUUAUUACUAAUGAUGGAAUAGGAGAAAAUCCUGCACAGACUGCUGAAAAUGUUUUUCUGAAGCAUGGCUCAGAGAUGCAAAUCAUUCCCAGAGACUGA
Molecule: messenger RNA, 243 nt
Organism: Acomys russatus (golden spiny mouse)
Lineage: Eukaryota; Metazoa; Chordata; Mammalia; Rodentia; Muridae
Product: ubiquitin-fold modifier 1-like
Exons: 1
Coding region: 1-243 (80 amino acids)
Biological process (GO): protein K69-linked ufmylation
Cellular component (GO): nucleus; cytoplasm
Source: RefSeq, a predicted model, not a curated record